This is a messenger RNA of Neurospora hispaniola, 1939 nucleotides long. RefSeq names its product Scd6-like Sm domain-containing protein. Gene Ontology annotation, biological process: P-body assembly; cytoplasmic stress granule assembly. NCBI's taxonomy places the organism in Eukaryota, Fungi, Ascomycota, Sordariomycetes, Sordariales, Sordariaceae. The record is from RefSeq and is a predicted model, not a curated record. The transcript has 4 exons. Bases 96 to 1859 code for a protein of 587 amino acids. Gene Ontology annotation, cellular component: P-body. Gene Ontology annotation, molecular function: mRNA binding.
AAAACCGUUUCGCCUUCUGCUUCUUUUUAUUCACCGCACAUCACACACACGCGCAUACUGCAUUUAACGCUGUUGCAGCCAGCGCGCUUUGUUCAAUGUCUGAAUUCCUUGGCUCUCGGAUAUCCUUGAUAUCGAGGAGCGACAUCCGCUAUGUCGGUACCUUGCACAACAUCAACUCGGAGGAGUCUACCGUCUCCCUAGAGAACGUCCGGUCAUUUGGAACGGAGGGCCGCAAGCACAAUCCCGAUGAGGAAGUGCCCGCCUCAGACCAGGUUUACGAGUAUAUCGUUUUCCGCGGCAGCGAUGUGAAAGAUCUUCGCAUAGAGGAGGGGCCUGCGCCUCCCAAGGAGAACAAGCCUCCGAUGCCUGAUGAUCCCGCAAUCCUCGGCGCUCGUCCUCGUCAGGCUAAUGUUGCUCCUGGCCCUCCUGGCCCUCCUGGACCUCCGGGCCCACCCGGUCCUGUACCCCCCGGUCCCAUAGGUGCUCCCGGCCAUCAAGGCCCGCCGCCGCCUCCAGGCGCCCCUGGCUUCGGUUAUUAUCCUCCUCAUAUGGGUGGCUGGGGCCGCGCUGGUGCUCCUCCUAAUGCGUUUGGUGGCAUGCCGUAUCCUCCCCCUCCCGGAUGGUUCCCUCCUGGUCAGGAGUUCCCCAUGGGUCAUGGUCCUGGUCCGUGGAACAACUAUCCCUACCCGCCUGGUCCUGGUGUCGCUCCGGCCGGCGUUCCGGGCCAGGGAGGUCGCCAGUCUGCGAACCAGACCCCGAGCAAUCAGGGUCCUGGCCCGAAGCCUGCGCCCAUUGGUCCUGCGGGUGACAAGAAGCCGUCUACGCCUUCUCAGUCUCAGCAGCAACCCCAGCAGCAUGAGCUGUCUGCCGAAGUACCCAAGUCUUUUGGUCAGCAGCCUGCUGCCGGCGCCCCCUCCUUGCCAAACGAUUCAAAGCCCACUGUCGAAGAGGUCAAGGCCACUGCUGCGUCUCUGAACAAUACUGCUCCGGCUGGUCCUUCUCCCCAACAGAAGACCAUUCCCACUGGUCCCAAGGGCAGCACCACUCGUCCCUCGCAGAUUCUUCCUGCUGUCCCCCUUCCCGCUGCCCUUACUGCAAGACCCAUUCAGCCGGCGGCUGGAUCUGCCAAGCCAGCCGGUGAAAUUGGAAGCGGACCGAUGAGCGCGGCCCAGUUGCGUGACGCGACUCAACAGGCUAGAGCGGCCGUCGCUGUUGCCAUGGCUAACAUGGUUAAGCUCGAUGGCCAAGUCGCUACACAGCAGCAAGUAACCGCCGCCGCUGUUGACAAUCUUACCAAGCGUGUUAACGAAAUGAACGUUAACGCCGCUGCGACUGCUACCCCCUCUCGCGCCCCAUUGAGCCAUAACGCCGCCGCUGCGAACCGCGGUGGUCGUGCUCGUGGUCCCCGUCCGGCCAAGGUUGAAGUCCCUGACUCUGACUUUGACUUUGAGUCCUCUAAUGCCAAGUUCAACAAGCAAGAAAUUGUUAAGGAGGCCAUCGCUGGUUCUCCGCUUGGUGAGGAGCCGGCAAUCGAAUCGGCUGCUCCGGAAGCUGUUGCCGAUGUCUCUGGUGUUGCUCAACAAGCCUACAACAAGAGCAAGUCAUUCUUUGACAACAUCUCAAGUGAGGCCAAGGAUAGAGCUGAGAACAAUGGCCAAAAGCCGGGUGGUCGUGAGUGGCGCGGAGAGGAACAACGCAGGAACAUCGAGACCUUCGGUCAAGGCAGUGUUGAUGGUGGCUACCGUGGCUUUCGCGGUGGCAGAGGCCGUGGUCGCGGUGGUCGCGGCCGUGGCUUCCGUGGUGGACGAGGUGCGAGCAAUGGCUUCCCUCGCCGUGAUGCGCCGGCCGCUGCACAGUAAUUCCGCUUUUCGUGAUUUGCCCAUUAUUUGAUGGGCUCUGUGGCGUUGUGAACGAACGUUUUCCUUUUUCGAAGCCUCUA